Staurois parvus is the source of this 285-nucleotide messenger RNA. NCBI's taxonomy places the organism in Eukaryota, Metazoa, Chordata, Amphibia, Anura, Ranidae. The record is from the annotation of a GenBank genome assembly.
AGCACUGCUGGGCUGCACUGGUGGGUGGCACUGGUGGGCAGCACUGGUGGGUGGGCACAGGUGGGUGGCACUGGUGGGCACAGGUGGGUGGGCACAGGUGGGUGGCACUGCUGGGCACAGGUAGGUGGCACUUCUGGGCACAGGUGUGGGACACUGCAGAGUGGCACAGGUGGGUGCACUGCUGGGCACAGGUGGGUGCACUGCUGGGCACAGGUGGGCGGAGCUAGUGGGUGCACUGCUGGGCACAGGUGGGCGGAACUUGCGGGUGGCACUGCUGGGCACCGA